AUGCAUCUCGCUCUUUCUCUUCUCGCCCUCUCGGCAACUUCAACACUGGCUGCGCCGGUGAAUACCCUUUCUCAAAACCAGGACUCUAACGCCCCGACCCGUGCCGCCAGACUCCUGACCCCCAUCUCCCACCCUUCCAAGGACGAAUCUCACUUGAAGGCCCGUACCUUCGGUCUCCUGUCUGGUCUGCUCUCCCAUGGUUUUGGCGGAUCCGGAUCCGCUGAAUGUGAAGCCUGCGAGGGUGAAGCCGGUGGCUCCGCUGGCGCCAGCGGUGGUUUGGGUGGUCUUCUGAGUGGUGGACUUGGCGGUCAUCUCGGUGGUGGUUUGGGCGGUCAUCUUGGUGGUGGCCUGGGCCUCGGCGGCAGCGCUGGCGCCGGCGAAGACUGUGACGAAAAUGGUGAAGGAGGAGUGAGUGCUGGAGGUUCCGCUGGAGGGUCAGCAGGGGGAUCUGCUGGUGGCUCCGGCGAAGGCUCGGCCGGAGGUUCCGCUGGUGGAUCUGCUGGUGGUAGCGUUGGAGGAUCUGCUGGUGGCAGCGCUGGAGGAAGUGCUGGCGGUUCGGCCAGCGGCUCAGCUGGUGGUGAUACCGGUGCUUCUGCUACAGGAUCUGGUUCGGCCGGCGGUUCCGCUGGUGGCUCCGCCGGUGGCUCUGCUACCGGUUCCCUGGGCGGUUCCGCUUCUGGUACUGCUGGUGGUUCUCUUGGAGGAUCUGCUGGUGGCAGCGCUGGAGGAAGUGCUGGCGGUUCGGCCAGCGGCUCAGCUGGUGGUGAUACCGGUGCUUCUGCUACAGGAUCUGGUUCGACUGGCGGUUCAGCUACCGGCUCUGGAGGAUCCGCGAGCGGUUCGGCAGGUGGUGACACGGGUGCUUCUACUACUGGUUCUGGUUCUGGUUCUGGUUCUACUGGAGGUUCCGCCACAGGCUCUGUUGGCGGCUCUGGCAGUGUUGGGGGAAGCGCAGGUGGUUCCGCCGGAGGAUCUGCAGGUGGUGACGCUGGUUCCUCUACUACUGGCUCCGGCUCCGGCUCGACUGAAGGUUCCGGCUCUACUGGCGGCUCUGCUAGCGGCUCCGCCGGCGGCGACACGGGUGCCUCUGCUCCUGGUUCCGGCUCCGGCUCGACCGAAGGUUCUGGCUCUGGCUCUGGCUCUGGUUCUGUUGGCGGCUCCGCCGGUGGAAGUGCAGGCGGCUCUGGCUCCAGCUCCGGCGGUAUCAGCAUCGGCGGCAGUGCAACUGGCAGCGGCGGCGCCUCGGCCUCUGCCACUGCGUCAGCCAGUGCCGGUGCGACCGCCUCGGCCGGUGCCUCUGCGACUGGUGGAUCGGGCUCUGACAAUGGUGAGGACUGCGACGAGACCGGCGCCGAUGCGACUACCGGUGACAACGGCGACGACUACGGUGAUGACGCUGGUGAGGGUGACGACUCGUCCGCGGGCGGUGAUGACUCCGAGGACUGCGACUGCGAUCAGUGA
This is a messenger RNA of Aspergillus novofumigatus IBT 16806, 1461 nucleotides long. RefSeq lists its product as uncharacterized. The coding region runs from base 1 to 1461 and encodes 486 amino acids. The transcript has a single exon. Lineage: Eukaryota; Fungi; Ascomycota; Eurotiomycetes; Eurotiales; Aspergillaceae. The record is from RefSeq and is a predicted model, not a curated record.